Zeugodacus cucurbitae (melon fly) is the source of this 2967-nucleotide messenger RNA. RefSeq names its product Caspase recruitment domain-containing protein 11 (gene meso18E). The coding region runs from base 1028 to 2521 and encodes 497 amino acids. NCBI's taxonomy places the organism in Eukaryota, Metazoa, Arthropoda, Insecta, Diptera, Tephritidae. The transcript has 4 exons. The record is from RefSeq and is a predicted model, not a curated record.
AGUACCAAAGAAAACAACGAACGAAAGACGUUGAAAAUUUUUCGAUUUUGUUUUCGAAAUUGAAUAUCGAAUGCUAAUUGAAUAUAGCACUACGGAUAUAUUUUGGUAAAUAGAGUAGCGGUGUUAUACGCAGUAGCGUUAAAAAUCCAAACGAAUUACACACACGAAUCACAGAAAAGUGAAAAAGUCAAAGCCGAAACUUUAACGAAACGACACGAAUGCAAGCAGGGGGUUAUUUUUGGGAUACGCUUUUCGAAACGCCAACAACAAUAAUUUGAAUAACAACAACUGCAGCAACAAGUACAACAUGCGACUAUCGUUAGUCGCUAGCAACCGCAAAGCAGAGCAAAGCAAACUGUCGUUCGGUCCAUCGGUCGAUAUGUAGAUAUGAGCUAACAAUCGUAGUAGUAGCGGCACAAAAACAAAAAUAAACUACAACAACAGCAACAGCAACAACCAUGUGCGGAGUGCGGAAUAAAAACAAAAAUUGUAAAAUACAAUAUUCUAAAUAGCGUGAAACAGGCGUAUGAAUGAAACAACAAAAGUCAAACGGCAGACGUCGCACGGUAGAGGCGGUUAGACGUUGAAAACCGAAGAAGAAGAACAAGCAAGUAGCAGUAGCAACAACUACGUCAACCGUUUCGCUGUAGCGGUAUUUGACGAGUUUAGCGAACGCGAUGAUCGUAGUGUUGGUUGGUAGUCGUAGACGUAAUGUUGGGUGGGAUCGUUUGGAUCGUUGAGAUCGACGGUAAAUUUACCAAAAUAUAUAAAUAAAUAUAUCACUUAAAUUAAAAAUCAAAAAUUACAAAAAAUCAAAAAAAAAUUAACGUGUGUGUGAGAAGUGAAAACAGCAGAACUCUUAUCGGUGCGGUGUAGUGGCGUAUGUGUUUAGAACUAAUUGCAAAAUAAAGAAGCAAAAAUAAAAAAUAAAUAAAAACCAAAACGGAUAAAGUGAACGCGAGCAUUUCGGACAGCGGCAGAGUGUGGGAGAUAUUGUGACACGAAAUCGCUGAACAAAAAGGAAAUAAUGGAUACCAAACCGCCUACGACGCCGCUCAGCAAUGGCAAUGGUAAUGCCAACGGUAAUGGCAACAGCAAUCACAACCACAACAGCAGCGGCAACAGCAAUGGCAGCAGUUAUCACCACCAUCGCGCGCCGCGCACCCCCGAAAGCUACUUCAAUGUGCCAGAAUCGAUCGCGCUGCUGAAUAUCGUCAAAUCGGAGCGCAUACAAAGCGCCUUCCAAUCGAAUCGCAAGAAUCAUGCCAGCGUUUGGGAAAUGGUCGCCGAGGUGUUGAAUCGCUUCAGCGCACGCAAACGCUCCGCCAAGCAGUGUUGCAAUCGUUAUGAGAAUUUGAAGAAGAUCUACACACAACUGAAGAAGAAUCCUGAACGUCAUGUGCGUCGCAAUUGGCCCUAUAUGUUUCUCUUCAAGGAGAUCGAGGAGCAGCGCGGCGAGUGCUGGGGUUCGGCGAAUGGCAAACGGUUGGCGCUGAUCGCGAAAAGUCACAAAGAGCUGUCCUACUAUCAGCGUCGGCGGCAGGCUGCCGAGCUGGGUGUGGCUUAUUUGGGCAAGGAGGCGGCCGCGGUCAUGCAGCAUAGUCUAUUGCAGAGCCUCUCCACCGACUCCAGCAGCAACAACAGCAAAAUGGAACGUUUUCUGCCCAAUCACUUUGUGGAGGCGCAGCUGGGUGACGGUCUGGGUGGUGGCAUGAGCAUGUAUGACGAUGGUCCGCCCAUGCACCUGCCGGGUGGCGCAAGCGCAGCAGCGGCCGCAGCAGCUGCAGCGGCGGCGGCGGCAAUGAAUGUGGCUAUGCAAAAGGAGCAGGAAAUGCGCGAUAACGGUGCUAACGAGAGCGUCGGUAGCAUGGAAAACGCCAAUUGUAACCCGGCACCGCAUGCGGCCGAGUUAAAUGGAGCGCUGCCAUUGAAUGGCGACGCAGACAUGCCCAAUGGCGGUGUAGCGGGUAGUGGCGGUGUGGGUGGUGUGAACGGCUUGUUGGUGCCACAUUCCGGUAAUGGCAUCAAAGAUGUGCUGCGACCGCACUUUGAUAAGGAAUGCAAUGGCGUUGGUGGGCCAAUGGGUCUGACCAAUGGUGAAAACAAUAUCUCAAUGAAGUCCGAGCCAAUGUCCGAUGGGGAAUUCAACCCAGAUGAUAUACAGUUAAUGCAGACGAAUUACAAUGGCUCCCAAAACUACUAUCCACACAAUAUCGACCACAAUAUCCUGCAUCCGGACGUCAUCGUCGACACCGAUAACAUUUCUGAUUGCAGCAGCGUCAUCGGCGGGGAUGGCAUUGGUGGCUCGGCGAAAAGCAAACGCAAGCUCUCCACCUCCACCGAUGGCGGUGACAGUACAAACUACGAACUGAUCGAGUACUUAAAGCGACGCGAGAAGCGCGACGAGGAAUUGCUGCGACGCAUGGACGCGCGCGAAGAGCGACUGCUGGCCUUACUUGAGCGCACAGUUGUGGCCAUUGAGACAUUGGCGGGCAAAAAGCCAGUGGAGAAUAAGGAGUGAAGGAGGCGAUUUGACGACCUCAAGGGAAUAAUGUGCCUUCAAAGCAACAACAGCAACAAAACCAGUCAUUUAGUGAAGUAAGAACAGUAGUUGUAAGUCAAGCCAAAAGUAGCGAGGCCAAAGUACUAAUGGAGCCAAAGAACAAAAUCGAUGAGAUUUUUAAUUUAAUUUUUGUUUUUGUAAUUAAUUUAGUCGUAAUACUCAGUAAGCUAUGGCAGUUUUUACAUAUUUAUAUACAGAAUUUUGUGCUUAAUUAUUUUGUAAGCGUACUCGUAAGAAUAUGGAUGCUAUUUCGAUUUAUUUGAAAUGUUGCCAACCAAUUUACUUAAUUAUUUUAAUAUUAGGAUGAGCGGAGACACUUUUAAAUACUCAUUUUACUUUGUAAUUACUUGUAACUUAUGUGCCAUUGUAUUUAAUUGAAAUACGAAGUAAAAAAUUAAAAUCAA